Molecule: messenger RNA, 6023 nt
Organism: Chelonia mydas (Green sea turtle)
Lineage: Eukaryota; Metazoa; Chordata; Testudines; Cheloniidae
Gene: RUFY3
Product: RUN and FYVE domain containing 3
Exons: 18
Coding region: 1693-3600 (635 amino acids)
Biological process (GO): regulation of axonogenesis
Cellular component (GO): cytoplasm
Molecular function (GO): metal ion binding
Source: RefSeq, a predicted model, not a curated record
UUGCCUGUUGUUAUACGCUAUUGCUGACUUUUUUUUCCCCGUUCCAUAAAUAUAGUGAAAACUAACUUGGUGAUUGUUUUCUGUUCCCUUUUUUGAGUCACAUUUAUUGGGAAGCUGAAUUUUGUAGUGAAAUGUCAUGUGUUUCUGCAUUUCAAACUACUAACAUUUCUGUGCAUCCAAAUACAUAAUUCAGGUGUUUCUGUUUAAAUUUGAUUUUGCAGGUGGGAGGGCAGUUUUCUAUGUAAUACUUUUUUAUUCAUGUAGUUUUAAAUGUAAAAUGCCUCUAGGUUGCCAUAUUGUGUUGAUGUGGGGGCAGUUAGUUCAUAUGUAAUACUGCAGUCACUGAGGACUGGAAUUAAUAUAAAUCUUAUUUAAAAUUAUUAAAAACCACAUAAGGUUAUUGUCUGGUGUUAUAUAUAUACUCUAAGUGGUGGCUAUGUCCUGUCAUGUAGAUUACCAUGGUUAGGCAGUGACCUCGAGAUCAUGGAUUUCUUGAGGUACCAGCUUGGGUAGAAGGUCUCAGGCACAGCGUAGACUGCAAUUCCCACCUCACAGGAGGCAUGUUAAGGUUGAGGGCACGAGGAGUCAAAUUACUUGAAAGGUACCAGACAGGGUUACCAUUUUGUUCUUUUAAAAGUAUCUUUCAAUUUUUACUUCUUGUUCAGUGGUAACAGCUUUUAUUUGCACUUACCCAAAGUUGCACCAGUUUUUAAUGGAGAAUUUUAAUUUUUAGUUAGCAGUCUGGCCUUUAUAAUGUGUAUUACCACAAAAAAAAAGUGGAGGCUAAAAUCUGGGUCAAUGAUGCACUUUAAACACUUAAAACUAGAAGGUUUGUUCAAAUUUGUUUUACUAUCUGAGAGUAAAUCCCCGUAAUAUUUGUUUAGAUGGGAAAGUUCAGUUUAAAAGGUAGUUUUUGAGAAACUUAAACUCACUCAAUCGUAAUUUGCACACCCAAUUUGAUUUAUAUAGAAGCAUCCCGGCACGUGGAAGGAAUACAAAUCUCUCUUUAUAGUCAUCAAAUAGACACUCCGCUCCUUUGUACUAUGAGAGGGACUGAUGAGAAAUGUGUGCAUUAUGUUGAUCGCAGAUUGACUAGCAUAGUCUGAAAAGAGGCUGUGGACAAUGAGAGCAAGAUCAGCCUAAUUGCUCUCCCUGCAUCAGCAGCAUCUAUAGAGCAUCCUGGGAAUUGCUUGCCCUACGAUCUGAGCAGCUGGUCACAUGAGUCUGAAUUUUCAAUUCAGUUCAUUAGUCAGCCAUUUUGGUCAACACCCUGCUUGCUGCGCACAACCAAUCCUAUUAGCACUCUGUGUCCAGGCUUCUCUGGGGGAGAAAGAGACUAGUAGUGAUUCUAGCAAUUCCGGAUAUCUUUUCCUAUAGACUUAUAUUAUUUUGGUUUUUCUCUUCUUAGUUUUGGUAACUAGCCAAGGAAGCUUUUUCUUUUAUGCAGUGACCAGGUUUUCUGUGGUUGCUUAGGAUUAAUAGCAUCUAGCACAGCUGAAGAGAAAGAUAGUUGGGGAAGAGAAAAGAGGAAACUGAAGAGGAGCAUCACUUAUACCUUGCUGUAUAUAUGAAAAAGCUACUGCAGUUUGUGUGAUUUGAGCAUAUUUGUUCUUACACAGCAAGGUGGUAUUUCUUAUCUUCCUCAGAAGGCUUUUCCUUUUAGUUCUUUUUUGUUGUGCCAGCUGAGUCAUCAUGUCUGCCUUGACGCCUCAAAGCGAUAUGCCAACCCCCACUACAGACAAGAUCACACAGGCUGCCAUGGAGACCAUCUAUCUUUGCAAAUUCCGAGUAUCUAUGGAUGGAGAAUGGCUCUGCCUGCGCGAGCUGGAUGACAUCUCACUUACCCCUGACCCAGAACCUACCCAUGAAGAUCCUAAUUAUCUCAUGGCUAAUGAACGCAUGAACCUGAUGAAUAUGGCUAAACUGAGUAUAAAGGGGUUGAUUGAAUCAGCACUUAAUCUGGGCAGAACACUGGACUCUGACUAUGCACCUCUUCAGCAGUUCUUUGUAGUGAUGGAACACUGCCUUAAACAUGGCUUGAAAGCCAAGAAGACUUUUCUUGGACAAAAUAAGUCAUUUUGGGGACCUCUGGAGCUGGUAGAGAAGCUUGUUCCUGAAGCUGGAGAGAUCACAGCAAGUGUUAAAGAUCUGCCAGGGCUUAAGACGCCUGCAGGUAGAGGAAGAGCCUGGCUUCGCCUGGCCUUAAUGCAGAAGAAGCUUUCAGAAUACAUGAAAGCUUUGAUUAACAGAAAGGAUCUUCUCAGUGAAUUUUAUGAGCCUAAUGCUCUCAUAAUGGAAGAAGAAGGUCACAUAAUUGCUGGCCUCCUAGUAGGGUUGAAUGUCAUUGAUGCAAACUUCUGCAUGAAAGGAGAAGACUUGGAUUCACAGGUUGGAGUUAUUGAUUUUUCAAUGUACUUGAAGGAUGGGAACAGCAGUAAGGGCAAUGAAGGAGAUGGUCAAAUAACUGCUAUUCUGGACCAGAAAAAUUAUGUAGAAGAACUCAAUAGACACUUAAGUGCCACUGUAAACAAUCUGCAGGCAAAGGUGGAUGCUUUAGAAAAAUCCAACACUAAACUUACUGAGGAGCUUGCAGUUGCAAACAACAGGAUUAUAACACUGCAAGAAGAGAUGGAACGAGUUAAAGAAGAAAGUUCUUACCUCUUGGAAAGUAAUCGUAAGGUGACUAAGCAAGACAGAACUGCAGAUGGACUUGCACUGAAUGAAGCACGAAAACAGUUAAAGGAGGAGACUCAGCUACGGCUGGAUGUGGAAAAAGAACUAGAGGUGCAGAUUGGAAUGAGACAGGAGAUGGAGCUGGCCAUGAAGAUGCUGGAAAAAGAUGUUUGUGAGAAGCAGGAUGCACUAGUGGCACUCAGGCAGCAACUAGAUGAUCUCAGGGCACUAAAGCAUGAACUCUCCUUCAAGCUGCAGAGUUCAGACCUGGGAGUGAAACAGAAGAGUGAAUUAAACAGCCGUUUGGAGGAGAAGACAAAUCAGAUGGCUACUACUAUUAAACAGCUUGAACAAAGAUUGCGACAGGCAGAGAGAGAACGUCAGUCUGCCAAGGAGGACAACCGGCUCUUCAAGCUGGAAUUUGGUGACAAGAUCAACAGUCUUCAGAUAGAAGUGGAACAGCUCACCAAGCAGCGGGGCCAACUUGAACAAGAACUGAAACGGGAAAGAGACCGAUGGUCACCAAUCCACCAGGGCAUCCAAGAAAACAAAAUCACAGUAGCCCAAGGCAAGGGCUGCCAGAAGAUGCAAUUAAAAAAGGAUGGGAAGCAGAAAAUCCAGGAAGAAAAUGCCAGACUGAGAGAGCCUGGAAGAGGGGAAAAUGCUGUUCUUCCAAACAAGAUACAGUCUGUCAUGCAAGAAGAGCAGGAACUGCCACCUGGACCUGGAAAAUCACAGCUAUGCCAGCUGUGCCAAGAGGAAGGCAGUCUCACCAAAACAAAGAACAUUUGCAAGAACUGUGAUGGAAUCUUCUGCAAGGCCUGUUCAGCUAAUGAACUGCCCCUUCCAUCCAGCAUUAAUCCAGAGUGUGUUUGCAACACAUGUCACAAACAGCUGAUACAGCAAUAUUCAACAAGCCCAUUGUAGGACUCCGCAUGGGGGACAGUGAUGACCAAUCAAGGCUUUUGGCCCAGCUAUAAAAUCUUGUAGCUUAGGCUUGGCUCUGAAGCUGUUCAGGCGAGUUUCUAGAGAAGAAUCUCUCUUCCCUCUGCUCUUGCAAGGUCAAAGAGAGGAAGUACAUUCUUGUGUUCACAUUCUCUCUCAACUGUCUAUUUAAAAUGCUGGUCUGAGCCCUUCUAGGAAAACACCCCCCUUUUCAGGCAGGAGCUGCUGUGUGAAGAACUUGUCAGAGUAGCCUUAAUACAUGUACCAUGGCAACUGCAAGAAGAGGUAAAAACACACGUACAAAGGUUUACUUAAGUGUUUUGUUUGAAGACAAAAUGGAUGAUAACUGAAACAAAGAACGAAGAGGUAUUGUUCACCAGCAUGUGUGGCUCUGCUUGAAAUACCACUUUCCCUUUUCCGUUCUGUCCUUGGCAGUUCUACUGAACUGUGAUGCUCCAGUUCAAAGAGAAAAAUCCCACAAAAGAACUGGGAAUUAAACAUGUGUGUGGCACAUUGUUACUCAAUUCAGUCCCCUCUUGGGCUCCAGUCUGGUUGUGUGGCGUAACAUCAACAGUUGAGGGGAAAGAUUUAAAAGAUUUUGGGGUUAUUUUUUUGAGGCGUGUGAGAGAUAUGAGAACUGAAUAGCCGCCAUUUCGCUCAGCACAGUACGCUUGAAAGUUCUCAUAGCACAAUCCUCAAACAUUAUUUAAAUACAGGUUUGUUUUUUGGUAAAAACAGGUACCUCUGAACUUUUAUAGUGGAGGUUCUCGUUGUGACUUAUGGUAGCUGUGAAUUUUAGACUCUAAAUCUGUUUUAUCUUGACCUGAUGAUUAGAGGAUGGAUUUAGAUUCCAGAAUAUUUAAAUGGGGCGGAAAAAAACUGGUCUUCCUUUAAACAGACCAUUUAGGGGCAUGUUUGUACAUUCUGUCCAACAUACUGCUCCUACUAAUUUUGUGCACAUUAAUCAGCUGUUCAAGCAGCAAAUGUGGUGGUCUUUAUUUAAAUAUAGUCAUAAGACUGAUCAAUUUUUAGCCACAAGAAACGGUGGCUGUUAGCAGGAGGCUCAAAUGCUAAUCUGAAAUUCACUUUCAAAUAGGUUUUAUGGUUCAUACAAAGAUAAUCUGACAUAAGAUGUCAUAUUUAAGGCUUCUGUACUCCACCAAAAGGCGCCACUUGUACCUCUUAGGGCUCCAGCCUCCCCCUGUGCCAAAACUGCAAAAUUACAAAUGCUGGUAUGCAUCCCUCCCCAAAGAGAGGGGUUUAGUUUAUUUGGCCUACUUUGUACUGGAAACUGAACUAAACCAUUACGACCACAGAAUGUAUUGUAAUCUUUAGAAAACUGAUCUUUGUAUAUUUGUGUAUUCAGGGGUGUUGCAUUAAUUUUACUACAAAUCUAUAUUUAGGGAAACCUGGUUUUUCUUGAAAGGUGAUUAUAUGCAACUUAAAUCUGUUAGAACUACAUGCAUUCAAUGUAGUUCUGUCUUCCUGCAAUUGUCUAUAACUUAACUUUUCAGGAGGAAUUAAAAAGUGAAGUAGCUUUGUCUUUGGAAUCUAAGUGGAAAUAUAUGGUGCUUUCGUACAUUCACUUUCUAUUUUCCAGGAAGAGAUGUUUGUUUUUUUAAUUAGGGUCACCAGUGCAAAGUCAGGGACAGCACUCUGAGUGACUGGAAAAGAUACUUUACUAAUGAUUCUUUUGCCUGAAGGUGAAGUUGAUUGCUUUUGCAGGGAGGAUAAAUAUUCAAUAUGCAUAUACUGUACAAAUCUACACGAUUUUAAAUCAGCUAGGUGAGUUGGUUUUGUUUUUCUGCUAGUCUGAUGGAGUAGAAACUGAAAUUUAAGCAAUUCUGAUAGCAUUUGGAUAUCAAACUGGAAACACAAUACUUAAUUUUAAUGUGUAAAUGCUGACAUGUCCACAUUACCUUGUGAGUGUGAUUAGAAGUUCUGAGAUGGUAGCUGAUUCCUUGGUUGCCUUUAUACUUUCUUUAGAUCGUCACAAAAAGGAAGAUUGCUGCUACUACCCUUAGAUAUUAAUGCUGCAACUCUAAAGUCUCCAUUUUGAAAAGCACGAUAGUCACAUAUAAAGAAGUUAUCCAAGUUACAUAAAACCCACUGUGCUCAACAACUUAACAAGUUUACUUCAGCCAUGAGUUAGUAACAUAUUUGUGUACAGCUUAGGUUGAGGAAGAGAGCUAAAAUUAAAUGUCAGAAUUACAAGGUGAGCUCCAUGAUGGUUCCUACCUAUGUCCUCUGAUGUCAUCCUAAAGACUUGUAAAUGCAGUGUUUGGAUACCACUUGCUAAGGGAAAUUCUUCAAGCAUGUUUGUAGGUGUAGCUGUGAAAACUGAGGGGGAGGGGGAAGGUAUUUUCUGGCACUGUUCCAUGCAAAAUAAAACUGUUUAAAAAAUA